Molecule: messenger RNA, 1497 nt
Organism: Diplodia corticola
Lineage: Eukaryota; Fungi; Ascomycota; Dothideomycetes; Botryosphaeriales; Botryosphaeriaceae
Product: diphthamide biosynthesis protein 1
Exons: 2
Coding region: 1-1497 (498 amino acids)
Biological process (GO): protein histidyl modification to diphthamide
Molecular function (GO): 2-(3-amino-3-carboxypropyl)histidine synthase activity
Source: RefSeq, a predicted model, not a curated record
AUGGAAGAAGAUCGCGCUGCCACGAAUCUGGGGCCUACCCCUGAAGAGGACUUGAAUGGCGAACCCAACAUUGCUCCCAAGCAACCGAAGAAGAGAUUUGUCGGCCGCAGGGCAGCAGAGAGCGCAGCAGCAGCAAGAGCAAAGGCCGACCCAAACGCAAAUAUCGAGGACAGCGGCGCAAUACAAGUAGCGCAACCCCGGAGAACAGCACGCGCCUUGAACAACAUCCCAGCCUCUAUCCUGGAAGACCCGGACAUCAACGCUGCUAUUUCAUUGCUCCCCUCAAACUACAAUUUCGAAAUCCACAAGACCAUCCACCGCAUCCGCCAGAAUAACCACAAGUCCGUGGCGCUCCAGCUCCCCGAGGGCCUUCUCCUGUUUGCGACAACAAUAUCCGAUAUUCUCACCCAAUUCUGCCCGGGGAUAACCACAACGAUAAUGGGCGACGUGACCUACGGCGCGUGCUGCAUCGACGACUUUACUGCGCGAGCUUUGGGCUGCGAUCUGCUGGUCCACUACGCACAUAGUUGUUUGAUACCCGUUGCGGUCACCAAGAUUGCAACACUAUACGUUUUUGUCGCCAUUGGAAUCGACACGCAACACCUAUGCGACACGAUUGUCCGGAACUUCAAACCAGGACAGACGAUUGCUAUGGUAGGAACAAUUCAAUUCAACGCAACCAUCCAUGGCAUUGCACCGCAACUACGCCGAGAAGGCUACAAUAUCAUCGUACCUCAGAUCAUGCCGCUAUCCAAAGGCGAAAUUCUGGGAUGCACAUCCCCGCGCUUCUCUACGCCCAAGCAAAAGUCCGAAUCUCUCGUAGCCUCAGCCGCUGCAAACGCCUCCAAGGAUGGUCCCAUUGAAGCCGAUUGCUUGCUAUACCUCGGAGAUGGUCGCUUCCACCUCGAGUCGGCACAAAUCCACAACCCACACCUGCCUUCAUACCGUUAUGAUCCCUACAGCCGUCGCCUGACCCACGAAACCUAUGCGCACGCUGAAAUGUACUCCCUCCGUGCAUCAGCCAUUCAGUCGGCACAAAAGGCUCGUAAAUGGGGGUUGAUCCUCGGCGCCUUGGGCCGCCAGGGCAAUCCACACACCCUCACCCUGAUUGAGAACCACCUCAAGCAGAAGGGCAUUCCAUGCAUGAAGAUUCUGCUGAGCGAGAUCUUCCCGGGGAAACUGCAGAUCAUGAGCGCCUCCAAAGAGGACAAAAGGAAAGCGGGUGUCGAUGAGGAGGAUGGCACAAGCGCGGAAGAUGGUGGUGUGGAAGCUUGGGUUCAGAUCGCUUGCCCGAGACUGAGCAUCGACUGGGGAUACGCCUUCCCUCGGCCUCUGUUGAGCCCAUACGAGGCUUUGGUGGCGCUAGGCGUCCGAGAAGGAAAGUGGAUGGACAAGGCCGGCAAAGAAGAUGUUGGUGACGACGUGUAUCCGAUGGACUUUUACGCAAAGGAAGGGUUGGGCAGGACAACUGCCGGAGAUGUGCAGAUCCGAGCUUGA